GCAACAUUUCAGUUCGUCUCGUCAAUAAUUUCAGUUUUAUUCUUAAGUUUCACCGCAUUUUCAUCGCGAAAUAUUUUUUAAAAAUAGUCUAACGCGUCCUUUCCGUACUGCACAGGCAUUUUUGCGAGCAUUUUCACUUGUUAAUUAUUUAUAUCAUUUUCGCAAACUCAUUUUUAUCAACAAAGAGAGUGAGAGAGGACUUUGACCCCGACACUAAAUAAUCACAACAUUAAAAAAUCAUCAGUUAAUUCAGUUCAUCAUGUUGAAGGUGUCAAAAAGUUUCCAUCCAAAGCUCUUGGUACGCCACAAAACGACGCUCACCGACGAGCAAUACCAAUAUUUGCAACGUAGCAUCCUGCCAUCGUACUACUUUCAAAAAUCUCUGCCACGUCUACCGAUUCCAACUUUAGAAAAUACUUGUAAUCGGUAUUUGGCAGCACAAAGACCGCUUCUCGACAAUGAAGCAUAUGCCAAAACUGAGGGUUUUGUCAAUGAUUUCCGCAAAAACCAAGGCCCAAAGUUGCAAGAACUGCUAAUCGCUCACGAUAAAGCGAAUAAACACACAAGUUACAUCUCCGAACCAUGGUUCGACAUGUAUCUUCGCGAUCGGGCGCCAUUACCUGUGAAUUAUAACCCACUUUUAAUUAUGAAACCCGAUACCAAGCCCGAAAUGAACGAACCAACUGUACGAACAAGCAACUUGAUCAUCAGUUCUUUACGUUUCAUGAAUUCCCUGCGGAAAGGAAUUCUAAAACCUGAGAUUUUUCAUAUGGAUCCUUCUAAGUCAGAUACUGAGAGAUUUGCGCGAAUCAUGAAAAUGGUUCCUACCAUCGUCGCCACUUAUGUUGCUUAUACUUUUAAAGCUUAUCCGCUGGAUAUGAGUCAAUAUGAAGGACUUUUUGCAGCAACUAGAAUUCCUGAACCUGAUAAAGAUAGGAUCUUCAGGGCUGCCAAUCCGAAACACAUUGUGAUAUUUAACAAAGGAAACGCCUUUACGAUGGAUGUCCUUGACGAACAUGGCAAUAUUGAGUCACCAAGUGUGAUUAUGGGACGUGUUAAACACGUUUUUAACUUAGCCCAAGGUUCAAAACCGAAUGAGUUUCCAGUUGGAGCUAUGACGACAGAAAAUCGUAAUACUUGGGCUUCAAUUCGUAAACACAUCAUGAAGAUCGGGAACGGAAACUCUUUGAGGUUAAUCGAUUCCGCGUUAUUUGCCAUAUCUUUAGAUGAAGAAACCUUUGACGAAUCCCAACCAAUCCCGAUGAUCAAGAACAUGCUAUAUGAGAACGGGACCAAUCGCUGGUACGACAAAAGCUUUUCCCUAAUUGUGGCGAAAGAUGGCACCACAGGUCUCAACUUUGAACAUUCGUGGGGAGAUGGCGUUGCAGUUUUGCGUUAUUUUAACGAAAUUUACAAAGAAACCACGGAGAAGCCCUUCGUGACCCCCAACACAGAUACGAGAGUUAAUGAUGACUUGGACAAAGCUGUUCAUCGUGUGGAUUUCGAGCUUGAUGAAAAAGCGCGGGAAAGUAUCAAAGAAGCUCUAAAAAGCCACAAAUCAAUUUGUGACUCUUUAGAUUUAAAUUUCCUCAAAUAUCCUGGAAUUAACAAAGACGAAUGUAAACGUCGCAAAGCUUCUCCUGAUUCAGUGAUGCAAUUAGCCUUCCAGCUCGCGUUUUAUAAGCAAAAUCAGAAAUUCGUGGCGACUUACGAGUCGUGUAGUACGUCAGCUUUUCGACAUGGCAGAACAGAAACGAUGCGUCCUUGCACCAAUGAAACAAAAAAAUUUGUCGAAACUCUAAUGAAAGAUAAAAACGCUUCCAAACAAGAACUUAGGGCUUUACUUGACGCUUGCAGUACCAAACAUUUCCAAUUGACAAAAGAAGCGGCGAUGGGACAAGGUUUCGAUCGUCACUUGUUUGGAUUGCGCCACACUGCGGACAAAAAUGGCAUCGCCUAUCCAGGAAUUUUUACGGAUCCAGCUUAUGCGCAAAUUAAUCACAAUAUUCUCUCGACAAGUACUUUGAAUUCGCCAGCAAUUGUCGCGGGAGGCUUUGGACCGGUUGUGAAAGAUGGAUAUGGCAUCGGUUAUAGCAUUCAUAAUGACUUUAGUGGAUGUGUUGUGUCGAGUUACAAAAAUACGAGAAAUGGCGGAGAUUUCUUGGGAUGCAUCGAAAGUGCUUUUAAGGAUAUUGAACAAGUUUUGCAAGCCAAAAAGACGGAAGGGAAGUGAUAAUUUCGAAAAAUUGCAUUUUUUGAUAGAUAACAAGAGCAAAAGUUUAUGAAUUUAAUUUUUUUUUCAGUCGUUAAUAAAAUAUUUUAUGCAUUUU
Messenger RNA from Culicoides brevitarsis, 2330 nucleotides. RefSeq names its product carnitine O-palmitoyltransferase 2, mitochondrial (gene CPT2). Gene Ontology annotation, biological process: fatty acid beta-oxidation. Gene Ontology annotation, molecular function: carnitine O-palmitoyltransferase activity. Gene Ontology annotation, cellular component: mitochondrion. The record is from RefSeq and is a predicted model, not a curated record. Lineage: Eukaryota; Metazoa; Arthropoda; Insecta; Diptera; Ceratopogonidae. The coding region runs from base 260 to 2233 and encodes 657 amino acids. The transcript is spliced from 2 exons.